AUGCUGAACCCUAUACAUCGACUCACCUUGGACUCUUUACCACCAGCGUUCAUUGAGCAACCUACACCUUCAUUAUUCCACAUCCAAGGAGCGACCGCAAUACCAAAGUAUGAAGGAAUACCCAAACUGAUAUGGUAUAAGCUAGGGCCGCGUGGCCUCUCAGAGGAAGCGCGAAAUUGGACCGAUAGUUGCAUCAAGCCCAACCCCGAAUACGAAGCGCGCUUCAUGACCGACGAAAGCAGCGACGAGUAUGUUCGCAAAACAUUCGCGUCUCGGCCCGACAUUGUCGACAACUUCCUAGCGCUACCAGUUCCUAUAUGGAAGGCGGAUAUCCUUCGUUACCUGUUACUCUGGGACCAGGGUGGCAUUUGGUUCGAUCUUGACGUUUCUUGUGAGGGCAUACCCAUCGACGAUUGGAUCCCAGCGGAGUACAAGGGAAACACGAGUCUUGUUGUGGGCUGGGAGUUCGACCAUGGGUGGCCGGGUAAUUACCUGCACCAGAUGGAAAUAUGGGCCAUCAUGGCAAACCCCAGGUCACCACAUCUGAUGCAGUGCAUCAACGACAUCCUGCAGGAGCUAGCUGAUAAGACAGCUGAACACGGUAUAACAGUCGAGAAUACCACGAUGGAUAUCAUGGGAGACACAGUCGAGUUUACAGGCCCGAGACGUCUAACGAGUGCGGUAUACAAGAGCCUAGGUGGCAUGACGAACCGCAAUUUGGUGGGCAGUGAUACGGAGGAGCUUCUGCAGCCUAAGCUUGUCGGAGACGUGCUGUUCAUGCCAGGUCGCUCUUUCGCGCCGAUGACAAACACCUAUAGCCCGGAAGAGGAGGCGAUACUAUCUCCACAGUUAGUAACCCAUCACUACGCUGGAACAUGGAAGAACAGCCACGGUGGCGAAGAUUAA
Messenger RNA from Alternaria alternata, 906 nucleotides. RefSeq lists its product as hypothetical. Gene Ontology annotation, biological process: protein N-linked glycosylation. Bases 1 to 906 code for a protein of 301 amino acids. The transcript is spliced from 2 exons. NCBI's taxonomy places the organism in Eukaryota, Fungi, Ascomycota, Dothideomycetes, Pleosporales, Pleosporaceae. Gene Ontology annotation, molecular function: alpha-1,6-mannosyltransferase activity. The record is from RefSeq and is a predicted model, not a curated record. Gene Ontology annotation, cellular component: mannan polymerase complex.